Messenger RNA from Lepus europaeus (European hare), 1364 nucleotides. It is a transcript of the gene ALLC, whose product is annotated as allantoicase. The record is from RefSeq and is a predicted model, not a curated record. Bases 126 to 1364 code for a protein of 412 amino acids. Lineage: Eukaryota; Metazoa; Chordata; Mammalia; Lagomorpha; Leporidae. Gene Ontology annotation, biological process: allantoin catabolic process. Gene Ontology annotation, molecular function: allantoicase activity. The transcript has 12 exons.
UGGACAGGAGGGUUCUGUCACCUGCUACAGCCAAAGUCGACUGGAAGGAGCCUGGAAGAGGGCCUCCCUGCUGCCCACCUGCGCCUGGAGUUUGAUUGAGCCCACCUGUCUCUCUUGCGGGAAGCAUGGCAGACACACCAAAGGAGGGUAAACUGACCAGGUUCCUGGACUUCACCCAGCUCAUCGACAUGGCCUCGGAGGCCGUGGGAGGAAAGGUUUUAUUUGCAACCGAUGAUUUUUUUUCGCCUGCAGAGAACCUCCUAAAGAGCGACAGCCCAAGUUACAAAGAACACGAGUACACCGAGUUUGGGAAGAGGAUGGAUGGAUGGGAGACCAGGAGGAAAAGGGUUCCAGGUCAUGACUGGUGCAUCAUCAGGCUGGGGAUCCAGGGAGUGAUCCGGGGCUUCGAUGUGGACAUUUCCUACUUCUCGGGAAAUUAUGCUCCUCGAAUGUCCAUUCAAGCAGCAAACUUGGAAGAAGAAAAACUACCAGAAAUCCCACAAAGAGGCAUCAGGACGGGAGCUGCUGCCACACCCGAGGAGUUUGAAGCCAUUGCUGAGCUCAAAUCCAACAACUGGAGUUACUUGGUUCCCAUGACAGAGCUUAAGCCAGGAAACCCUGCUUCCAGCCACAACUAUUUCCUUGCCAAUUCCCAGCAGAGGUGGACUCAUGUGAGACUCAACAUUUUCCCAGAUGGUGGAAUUGCACGUCUUAGAGUAUAUGGUACUGGGCAAAAAGACUGGACUGCCACAGAUCCCAAAGAACCUGUAGACCUAGUGGCCAUUGCUUUUGGAGGUGUCUGUGUAGGAUUUAGUAAUGCACACUUUGGGCACCCCAACAAUGUGAUAGGAGUCGGCAAGGCAAAGUCUAUGGCUGAUGGCUGGGAGACGGCGCGAAGGCUGGACCGGCCCCCAGUGUUAGAAAAUGAUGAAAAUGGCAUUCUCCUGAUUCCAGGUUGUGAAUGGGCAGUUUUCCGACUGGCACAUCCUGGAGUAAUAACUCAGAUUGAAAUAGACACUAAAUAUUUUAAAGGCAAUUAUCCUGACAGCUGCAAAGUGGACGGCUGUGUCCUGACCACUCAGGAAGAAGAGGACAUGAUCAAACAGAAGUGGGAUCUCCCGGCCCAGAAGUGGAAGCCGCUGCUUCCUGUCACCAAGCUGUCCCCCAACCAAAUGCACUCGUUCAACAGCCUGACCCUGGAGCUGCAAGAUGUCAUCACUCAUGCUAGGCUCACCAUCGCACCAGAUGGGGGACUGAGCCGCCUCCGCCUCAGGGGCUUCCCCAGCUCCAUCUGCCUCCUGCGACCCCGGGAGAAGCCCGCCAUGAGGUUCUUGGUGAAGCCGGGCUUCAGAGCCAACCCUUAG